Molecule: messenger RNA, 5754 nt
Organism: Hippopotamus amphibius kiboko
Lineage: Eukaryota; Metazoa; Chordata; Mammalia; Artiodactyla; Hippopotamidae
Gene: ARHGEF12
Product: Rho guanine nucleotide exchange factor 12
Exons: 41
Coding region: 568-4893 (1441 amino acids)
Biological process (GO): Rho protein signal transduction; G protein-coupled receptor signaling pathway
Cellular component (GO): cytoplasm
Molecular function (GO): guanyl-nucleotide exchange factor activity; GTPase activator activity; G protein-coupled receptor binding
Source: RefSeq, a predicted model, not a curated record
CUCUAGAACUCGCCUUCUGGCGGACUUGCUGGGCUUGUUUGGGGAGAUAACUUGCUUCGCUCCCACCCGCAUCCCCUUUCCUUGACCCCUUCCAGUCGGACGUUCUAGAUGACUGAAUGGAGUUUUGAGUUGGACUCUUGUGUCCCCUACGGAGUCGGGCCUGAUCCCGGAGCGCUGGGGGUGGGGUGGAGGUGUUACUGUAAAAUGCAAGUUGGAUAAAAGGAGCACCUCUCGCCAAGGGCCCCAAUGAGUGGCACACAGUCUACUAUCACCGACAGAUGUCGUGUUGGUCAACACAGGGACUGCCUCUUCUGAAGGACUGAGCCCAGCCAGACCCGACCCAGAAGGUUUCCCCUCAAAAAACCUAUAAGGCAUGGAAGUAUUUUGAACCGAGAGUCACCAACAGAUAAGAAGCAGAAAGUUGAGCGCAGUACAUCACAUGAUUUUGACCCCACAGGUCUUGUUCAGCGUUGUGUGAUCAUCCAGAAGGAUGACAAUGGAUUUGGGCUGACGGUCAGUGGAGACAAUCCAGUGUUCGUACAGUCUGUCAAAGAAGAUGGAGCAGCCAUGCGGGCUGGAGUACAGACAGGUGAUCGAAUCAUCAAGGUGAAUGGAACUCUGGUGACUCAUUCAAACCAUUUGGAAGUGGUGAAGCUAAUCAAAUCGGGUUCCUAUGUAGCUCUCACUGUUCAGGGACGCCCACCUGGGUCGCCCCAGAUUCCACUUGCUGAUUCUGAAGUUGAGCCAUCAGUCAUUGGACAUAUGUCUCCCAUCAUGACAUCCCCUCAUUCACCUGGAGCAUCUGGGAAUAUGGAGAGAAUUACUAGCCCUGUACUCAUGGGGGAGGAAAACAAUGUGGUUCAUAACCAGAAAGUAGAAAUUCUGAGAAAAAUGUUACAGAAAGAACAGGAACGGCUACAGUUAUUGCAGGAAGAUUACAGCCGAACACCUGCCCAAAGAUUGCUAAAAGAGAUCCAAGAGGCCAAGAAACACAUUCCUCAACUGCAAGAGCAGUUAUCCAAAGCCACAGGCUCUGCUCAGGAUGGAGCUGUAGUUACAUCCUCCAAGCCAUUAGGUGACGGGCCAGCAAUCAGUGAAGCAGAAGCAGAUCCUGGUGAUGGACUAGGCAGAAUUGACUGUGGCAGUGGAGAUGCUUCUCGGCCCAGUAGUGACAGUGCCGAUAGUCCCAAGAGUGGCCUGAAAGAGAGGAUUUAUCUAGAGGAAAACCCAGAGAAAACUGAAGUAAUUCAGGACAUUGACACUCAGUCACUUAUUGGGAGUCCCUCUACUCGGAUAGCACCUCAUAUUAUUGGAGCAGAGGAUGAUGACUUUGGUACUGAACAUGAACAGAUCAAUGGGCAGUGCAGCUGUUUCCAGAGCAUUGAACUGCUAAAAUCUCGCCCUGCUCACUUGGCUGUUUUCUUACACCAUGUAGUUUCACAGUUUGACCCUGCAACACUGCUCUGUUAUCUCUAUUCAGACCUGUAUAAACAGACCAAUUCCAAGGAGACUCGUCGUGUCUUCCUUGAGUUUCAUCAGUUCUUCCUGGAUCGAUCUGCACACCUGAAAGUUUCUGUUCCUGAUGAAAUAUCAAUAGAUCUAGAAAAAAGAAGACCUGAGCUUAUUCCUGAGGAUCUACAUCGCCACUAUAUCCAAACUAUGCAAGAAAGAGUCCACCCAGAAGUUCAGAGGCACUUGGAAGAUUUUCGACAGAAACGUAGCAUGGGGCUGACCUUGGCUGAAAGCGAACUGACUAAACUUGAUGCAGAGAGAGACAAGGACCGGGUAACUUUGGAGAAGGAACGGGCAUGUGCAGAACAGAUCGUUGCCAAAAUCGAAGAAGUGUUGAUGACUGCUCAGGCUGUAGAAGAAGAUAAGAGUUCGACAAUGCAAUAUGUUAUUCUCAUGUACAUGAAGCAUUUGGGAGUAAAAGUGAAAGAACCUCGAAAUUUGGAGCACAAGCGGGGUCGGAUUGGAUUCCUUCCAAAAAUCAAGCAAAGUAUGAAGAAAGAUAGGGAAGGCGAAGAAAAAGGGAAGCGAAGAGGAUUCCCCAGCAUCUUGGGACCUCCAAGGAGACCAAGCCGUCAUGACAACAGUGCAAUUGGCAGAGCCAUGGAACUACAGAAGCAGCGACACCCUAAGCACUUAUCCACACCCUCAUCUGUGAGUCCUGAACCUCAGGACUCUGCUAAGUUGCGCCAGAGUGGAUUAGCAAGUGAAGGAGCAGACAUUGGAUACCUGCCAGCCAAUUCCAUGUCCGCCAUGGUUUCAGGGGCCACUCUUUCCCAGGAAGGAGGGAAAGAGAAUGAUAUGGGAUCAAAACAAGUUGCAGAAACGCCAGCACCUGGAGACUCCUUAGAUGGCACACCUCGUACUCCUAAUACCAUCUUUGAUUUCCCCCCUCCUCCAUUAGACCAAGUGCAGGAGGAGGAAUGGGAAGUAGAAAGGGUAGCUGAACAUGGGACACCAAAGCCCUUUCGAAAGUUUGACAGCAUAGCUUUUGGAGAAAGUCAAAGUGAGGAUGAACAGUUUGAAAAUGACUUAGAGACAGAUCCACCCAACUGGCAACAGCUCGUUAGUCGAGAAGUGUUAUUGGGACUAAAGCCUUGUGAGAUCAAAAGACAAGAAGUAAUUAAUGAAUUGUUCUACACUGAAAGAGCUCAUGUUCGAACACUGAAGGUUCUAGAUCAAGUGUUCUAUCAGCGAGUGUCCAGAGAAGGAAUUCUGUCACCUUCAGAACUACGGAAAAUUUUUUCAAACUUGGAAGAUAUUCUUCAGCUUCACAUUGGAUUGAAUGAGCAAAUGAAGACUGUUCGAAAGAGGAAUGAGACUUCUGUUAUUGAUCAGAUUGGGGAAGAUUUGCUGACCUGGUUCAGUGGACCUGGGGAGGAAAAGUUGAAACAUGCUGCUGCUACGUUUUGCAGUAACCAACCCUUUGCCCUGGAAAUGAUCAAGUCUCGUCAGAAAAAGGAUUCUCGAUUCCAGACUUUUGUGCAGGAUGCUGAGAGCAAUCCACUGUGUCGUCGUUUGCAGCUGAAGGAUAUCAUUCCCACCCAAAUGCAGAGGCUUACUAAGUACCCUCUUCUGUUGGAUAAUAUUGCCAAAUACACAGAAUGGCCAACAGAAAGGGAAAAGGUGAAGAAAGCUGCAGAUCACUGUCGUCAGAUCUUAAAUUAUGUAAAUCAGGCUGUUAAGGAGGCAGAAAACAAGCAGCGCUUAGAAGACUAUCAGCGUCGCCUUGAUACCUCCAAUCUGAAGUUGUCAGAGUACCCAAAUGUUGAAGAGCUCAGGAAUUUGGAUUUAACAAAAAGGAAGAUGAUUCAUGAAGGGCCGUUGGUUUGGAAGGUGAAUAGAGAUAAAACAAUUGAUCUAUACACAUUGCUGCUGGAAGAUAUUCUUGUAUUGUUACAAAAACAGGAUGAUAGACUGGUGUUGAGGUGUCAUAGUAAGAUUCUGGCAUCUACAGCUGAUAGCAAACACACGUUUAGCCCUGUCAUCAAGUUGAAUACAGUGUUGGUUCGGCAGGUGGCAACAGAUAACAAAGCUUUGUUUGUCAUCUCCAUGUCUGACAAUGGAGCCCAAAUUUAUGAACUGGUGGCACAGACAGUUUCUGAAAAGACUGUCUGGCAGGACCUAAUCUGUCGGAUGGCUGCAUCAGUGAAGGAGCAGUCCACAAAGCCAAUUCCACUGCCACAGUCACCACCUUGCGAAGGAGACAAUGAUGAAGAAGAACCUCCAAAAUUAAAAGUGGAACAUCAUGGCGUUUCAGUCACUGGUCUGCAGAGUCCAGACAGAGAUUUGGGAUUAGAGUCUCCUUUAAUGUCGUCAAAACCUCAAUCUCAUGCACUGGGUACCUCUGGGAAAUCGGAGGUAGAUGAUCUCUUUGUGUCUGAGAGACAGUUUGCAAAGGAGCAGCAUGCAGAUGGGACUCUAAAGGAAGUUGGAGUAAAUUAUCAAGUCACAAUCCCAGAUCCACACUUGCCUGUCUCAGAAGAACGGUGGGCAUUGGAUGCACUAAGGAAUCUGGGUUUGUUGAAGCAGUUGCUGGUACAACAGCUGGGUUUGACUGAGAAGAGCACUCAGGAAGACUGGCCACAUUUCUCAAGAUGCAGGACAGCCUCUCUGGGGGUACAGGCAGACAGCAGAACCCAGAACCCUGAAAACAUUAAGGCCUAUCAUCCUGGUGAAGGACAGAUGCCCUUUAGAACUGGAACUGGUGAUGUUUCAGCUUGUUACAGUCCACGGACUUCACCUGAAUCUUCUGCUCCACGGGAUUCAGUGGUACUGGCAUUCCAAGAUAGCCAGGCAAGUAACAUUUUAGUCAUGGACCACAUGAUAAUGACCCCAGUGAUGCCUCCUGCAGAGCCAGAAGGGGGUCUUGAUGAGAGUGGAGAGCACUUUUUUGAUGCCCGUGAAGCACAUAGUGAUGAUAAUCCAUCAGAAGGUGAUGGAGCAGUUAAAAAGGAAGAGAAGGAUGUUAAUUUGCGCAUCUCAGGAACCUAUUUGAUCCUUGAUGGCUAUGAAACAGUGCAGGAGAGCUCCACGGAUGAGGAGGUUGCUUCCUCGCUUCCCCCGCAGCCCACGACAGGCAUCCCCUCCAUGGACUGUACCCACCAGCAGCAACAUUCUCCCCAGAACGCUCAUUCUGAUGGGGCAGUUUCACCAUUCACCCCAGAAUUCCUGGCCCAGCAGCGCUGGGGAGCUAUAGAGGAUUCCUGUUUUGAGAUCCAGAGUCCCUCCUCUUGUGCAGACUCACAAAGCCAGAUCCUGGAGUACAUUCAUAAGAUAGAGGCUGACCUUGAACACUUAAAGAAGGUGGAGGAAAGUUACACCAUUCUUUGCCAAAGGCUGGCUGGAUCAGCCCUCACAGACAAGCACUCAGAUAAAAGUUAGAGCCGUGUGUCCCAGAGGUGACUGCAGGUUGUUGGAUUUGAGCAUCGGCCUUGUAUCACCAUGUCCUGGCUCCAGUGUGGACACAGAGAGAGUGUGUGACAGAGGAUCUGCCUGCAAACACCCUGGGGGAGCCUCGCCCCAGUGGCCCAGAGUGGGACUGGUUCUUCACAGCCUGGCAGCUGCACUAGUCUGUCAGUGAGAGGACAUCCAUUCUCUCACUCUGCUCUCCUCACUAUCGGAAAUUCAUUUUGAUUCAGAACAAAAACCAAAUGUAUAGAGCUUUGGGUGUAGAAUAUGAAAUUUUACUUAGACUUAAGAAAAAGAGAAAAUCAUAUGUAUUUAUUUGACUUCAUUCCGUAUUUGAAAGCACAUUUUAAUUUUUAUUUUGCCAUGUUUUGUUUUAAUUGAGUAGUGAGAGUUUUAGCCCUUUGUAUUUAGUACACCCAAGGAUCGAUUGCUCCUGAAGCACAGUUCAGGAUGGGGUAUUAAGAGGUGGGGUAUAGAGGUGAAGGGGGGGAGGGAGUAAGCAGGGGAGGGAGGAGCAUGUGGCCUCCACAUAACUGUAUCCCAUGCCCUCUGCUUCUCUGAGGGUCACCUCUAAAGCGUAGUCUGCUGCGACUCCUAAGUGCAGAGGACUUGAGCUCUGUGCUCCCAGGUAGGGCUUCCUCCCACCCGAGGCAAGCACCUCUUCUCUGUAGCUGGGAUCCACUCCCAAUGAACAGGAAUCCUCAAUGUACUAAACAGCAGGCACUUGAAAAUGGGUGUAUUUUCUUCUGUUGUCUCCUUUUCUGUUGAGGGCUGGGAUUUGGGAGGGAGAGGAAAGCAAAUUUUAUUUUCUUGACUAUAAAUUUGUUAUUCUUG